AUGAUUACGAGCGAGAAUCAUAUGCAUCCUUCGUCAUCUUUUGGUUCCAUGCCAUAUUUGGGGGCUCGAUCCUUUAGUCAUUCAUUGACACCAAUGCGUUUUCCUGUGCAUUAUAGAACUCGAACUCCCUACCUCUCUCGUCGCACUUAUUAUCCUGUAAGAGAACUGGACAAUUACAACGAUUUUGUGGGAUCGAUUUCAAGUUUCAAAGCUCAAAAAACCAGAUCUUUAGAGCGAACUCCUGUUUCUGUAGGUAGCUAUACUCUUGACUUUCGGUCUCGACCUAUUGAGCCAAAUUACUUUUACCGAAGAAGCAGCACUCAUGAAUAUUUUGAACCAUCUACUUCUCCUGUUAUACCUGAAUGUUCUUUAAGGCAGAAUUUGUCUUUAACGUUUUAUUCUAAUUCUAGAGAUCUCUACGAAACUAAUUCACGACAUCUGAGAGGAAAUAGCCCUUCGCCUAGUUUAUCCACAAAUGUGGCUGAGUGCUGGGAUACCGUCGUUCGAACUGCCUGUGGUAGGGAUAGCUGUGGUUGUCAGAUACUUCGUAAGAAAACCGGCAAAUUGUUGGAAACUGAUUCGUGCGCAAAAACUGGUCAAAGCAAAGAACGUAAUCAGAAGAAGCAGACAGAUCUUGAACACUGGAUAUCUGAAAAUAAUGAAAAUACAUUUUGCUCAUCGCUAAAUAUUGUCUUACAGCGGCAACCGCGUACUGACUGUUUUGAUAAAUGCGGUUUUCCGAUAUCAAACAACAGACAAAGAAGCUCACAAUUAAGUGCCCAGGCUUUCUCAGAUAUUGCCGGUAAUAAAUUAGUUUUGUCACCUAUAAGCACUGCAUCAUAUUCGGGGAUUAGUUCGUCAAGAGGUACGUGUGGUACAGUCAAUAAAAUUAGUUGUACACCACAGUGCCGAAGGAGAUCGUACGUUUCUGCUGGUACUUGGAGCACUAGCGCUGCUUCUUUUGCUGCUGAACUUCGUAGUACCUUCAUGUCAAGAAAUGACUGCUUGCCUAAAAAAGUUUUGCUACCAACUAGUGUAGGCAGUAAUUCUCUAGAAACCUCAGCAGCAAAACAAAAAACUGUUAAAGCAGAAGCGUGCAUUCAGAUUGGUACGCUUCCUCGUUCUAAUCAAAAUUCGGUGCAGUCUAAAAUAGAUUCUGCACGUAUGAGGCCUCCUUUACCUCCUAAUCCACCAUCAAAAAGCCGUUUACUCAGAUACUCUCAAUCUGUCAAUGAACGACGAAAGCAAAGAGUUGCAGUUCCUUUGAAUUCCUCGUUUCACAUUGAGUUUAUCGAUGGAUUUCAAUCCAGUGAAAGCCAGAAAAGGAGUGAAAGUCGUGUAAAGGCAGCUCCCAGUGUGCGUCUGGGAAUGCCUUCCGGGCAACCUGCACCUGGAAGAACAGGCAUCACAAGUGCAGGUACGACUUCAACAAUAAGCAGCCAGCAAUUCACGACCACAUUUGUAAAGAAAAAGAAGUCUAAAAAGGAUAAAAAAUCAAAACUAAGAAAAGCGGAUAUCAGCAAUCCGACAAAUUUUCAGCACAAAGCGCACAUUGGUUGGGAUGCUGAAGGAGGUUUUUCUCAAGAAGCUUAUGAUACAGAACUAAUGGAUGAUAGCGUCAGGGAUCUGUUAAGAGCAGCUGGUGAAAAUCCAGACAGGAUGACAAAGGAUGAAAUUGAUUUCACGUACCGUUUUAUUGAUCAGUAUCAAAAGACGGGGGGUGCAGCAGAUGCAGUUGUAGUGGGUGAGAUCCCUCCAUCUGCAGAAGCACCUCCACCUCCAGCUCGUCGAGAUAAACCUCAGAAAGCUUCACGGCCUGUUAGGCCAGUAUCGCAGGCUCCAACGCCAAAUCGUCCUGCCGAUACUCCUCCUGCGCCGCCAGCUACAACGAUACCACAUGCUGCGGCAGAAGUUAAAGCGCCAGCUUCUGAUCUUCCACCCACUUGUACGUCUGCACCUCCCCCUCCACCUCCUCCACCAAUGAGUGCUCCUGCUCCCACCGCUUCAGAAGAUGGUAAAGGUGGUGGCGAUUUGUUAAGUCAAAUCAGAACUGGUACUUCCUUAAAAACUGUAAGUGCAGAUGAUACUGCUAAGCCAGCAGCGCCAGCUUCAAGGGACGAUGUUAUGGCACAAAUUCGGCAAGGCACUACGUUAAAGCGGGUUGAUAGAGCGGCACUGGAAGAGAAAAAGACCGCGAUACCUAUAGAAGACAUUGGAGGUAUUGCAGGAGCAUUAGCAAAAGCUUUAAGAGAUAUCCGUGAGAAGGUGCAAGACUCUGAAGAGUCGUCGGAAGAUGAAGAUGAAAAUAAUGAUGACGAAUGGGCAUCUGAUUAA
Enterobius vermicularis (human pinworm) is the source of this 2334-nucleotide messenger RNA. Lineage: Eukaryota; Metazoa; Nematoda; Chromadorea; Rhabditida; Oxyuridae. The record is from the annotation of a GenBank genome assembly.